AUGCCCACGCCCUCCACCUCUUCAAAGCACGUCAAAUUCGUGGCAUCUGAUCCUUCUCGCGGGGGUCUCCCAGUGAAGCGUAAGCAAGUCCAGCACGCAUGCGCUUCAUGCCGCAAGAAAAAAAACGGUAGAGACGGUGCGUUCACGCCGAAAAUGCUGUUGAAGAAACAACCGUCUCGCCGCCAGAGGUUCAAGUUCAAGUUCAGAAUGAGACACACCAACAAUCCCGGUCUGCUACAAUUCAGAUCUCUUCCGUUGAACGUACCUCUUUCAACACGCACAGCACUACCGGAUCAUAACCAUGCAUCUCCAUCAGCGCGCCAGCCAUCUCUUCACCUUCAAUAUGGCACUGUCCCAACGCCUCCAAGACGUGAAUCAGCAGGCACACCUAAAACACAAUCAUCAUCCCGCUUCGUAGGAGAUCUCAACCCAGAGGGCAUGUUCAUGGAAGCAACUGGUUCAGCAUCCGUCAGAGAAACUUCACAAAAAGGCGACGUGGGCAUAUGGCUCUCUUCAACCACCACUACCAACAGCGGCUCGCAAGGUCAAGCCGGCUCAUCAUCACAGUUCAUCACGUCGAGACCACCGCCGAUAAUGGACCAGUUUCUACUCCCGUUCGUUAAAGAGCAUUGUCUGCCAUGUCUACCACCCGAGCACAACUUCCGCAAGUUGAGACGCUUGUAUCUGGACAGGAUUCAUCCUAUCCUACCCAUCAUUCCCGAAUCAAGCUUGGACGUUGUCGCACCAUUAGAUGAUGAUCCUGCCACGAUUGUUCUUCGCCAACUGGUCUGUCUGGCCGCUGCCACCGACCCAUCCAUGUCCUCACAUCUUCACCUACAAAACCGCGGCGAAGAACUCUUGACGUGUCAGGAUUUCAUUCAAUCCCUCUCUUCCGCUGUGCGUGCCAUUCUAGAAACGAGCAUCAUCACCGAUAGGGUCCUUCACAUCAGGGCUCUCGUCAUGCUCUCGCUGUACACCCAGCCCAGCAGUUCCGAAGAAGCCGAUCUCCCAGCCCAAUUGGGCGGCCGCGCCAUUCACCACAUCCAGACUCUGGGCCUUCAUCUUCUCAGGUAUGAUGCACCCAACUGUGAAGAGCUUGAGACUUUGUUCUGUGCGGUUUGGGCAGUUGAUCGAAUUAAUGCUGCUGCUUAUGGGCGACCUUGCUUAAUGCACGAGAGAGAUAUUGGUGCCAAUCUUGACGGAUGUAUCAAGAAAAGACCACCCUGUUUCCGACUCUUCCUCUCUGUGAUACAAUGGCUUGAUCAAGUGAUUGAGUUAUAUCGCCCUGGACCAAGUGCUGAGGCUUCGGGCCUUGAUAAGAUUGCGUACAUCGACCUCCCCGUCCUAGAAGCCAUGAUCGUCAACGCCGACGCCCUUAAAGUCCCAAGCCCACUCAUUGGAGCAGCAACAAUUGAAACCUUCUACCACGCCGUCAUUAUCCUAUCAUGCCGUCUCCCUCGCCCGGGCACACUAACAGCAGCAUCAACACUCCCACCCCCUUCUGCCAACGCCCGUCGCUCUCUCGCAGCUGAGCGAAUCGCCUGCGCAGUCCUCCGCGACCACCUAAGUCCCAUGCCCAUCGUUCCCUACGCAGUAUGUCUCGCGCUAAGUGUAGAAUACCGUAAGAUGCGUCACAGUCGCCUGCCCAUGUUUCGCGCUCGCGCCAUGCACGCUUUCCGUCGCAAUUGCGAAAUGCUCCGCAAAUUUGGCGACUAUUUCUGGAGCGCCAAUGUGGUAGCUGGCCUGGGUGAACGGGUAUUGAAGGAGAUGGAACGCGCUGCCAAUACUCUGACCCGUGAAUCAACACCACCAACUCACGAAGGAACGCCCAACUCUGUACCCUCGUCUUUCUCACAGCCUGUGCCUCGACCACCCGAGUUUCCCGUGUCUGUCCCAGUCGCCAAUCCCACCAUGGUCAACUCGGUCCCUAGCGUGGAACAACCUGUCGACUUUUCGCUCAUCGAUGCUAUCUCAGGUGCUGAUGUCUUUGGGGCUAUAGACCCUAGCUUCAACCUGAACGCUGUGGAGGAUGCGCUCGAGGCCAAUCUGGACAUAGGUCUUCCGAUGAACUGGGUAGACUGGGGCCAAUAUGCGACACUGCCAUAA
This is a messenger RNA of Fusarium venenatum, 2106 nucleotides long. Lineage: Eukaryota; Fungi; Ascomycota; Sordariomycetes; Hypocreales; Nectriaceae. The record is from RefSeq and is a predicted model, not a curated record.